UCUUACAUAUAACAGGUUUGAUGUCCAGUGCACAUGACUGCUUUUUUACACAACAGCCUUCACAAGGAAAAUGCUUCAGCUUUUGUCACAAACCAACCUGUAUCCUGGUAAUUUAAGAGGACACAGGAGAGCACUGAAAGAACCAAAGGAUCCUGACAAGAUAUAUAAACCCUGACUGGUUUUCCUCCCUGAAAGCAGUUAUCUCAUCUUCUCUGCCCGUCGUCACUUCAGUGAAAGAUGGCAUCAGGUUUUAACUUGGCUUUCUUUCUCUGUUUGACCAGUGGACUGUUCAUUGUAGGAACUAUGUCGACCACUGAUGACGACACUAACAAGGAAGUUUCUAGCUGUCCUCCAGGUUGGACUCAGUUUGGCUCUCGCUGUUUCAUUUUCUUCCACAGUCCAAAGACGUGGAUUGAUGCAGAGCAUACCUGCAUUUCUGCAGGUGGGAAUCUGGCCUCCAUUCACAGCGCUGACGAAAAUGUCUUCCUCAGAAACCUGAUUGUGCAAGUGACUAGCCAACACUUGCACACCUGGAUUGGAGCCCAUGAUGGAGUCCAGGAGGGAAAAUGGAUGUGGAGUGAUGGCUCAAAGUUUGACUAUCAGCGCUGGAGUAUCGGGGAGCCCAACAAUUACAAUAUUGAACACUGUGCAGAGAUGAACUGGGGAGGAAACUACUGGAACGACAGCCAGUGUCAACACGGAAAACAUUUUGUCUGUGCCAAGGACCUGUGAUACAACGACAACUUCCUCUUCAAUGUCAGGCCCUAAUAACAAUCAGUGUUAGCUGUACUGACAGUUUAAAUUGUCCAAAAGGUCCCAUAAAGCUAUUUUCUUCUGUUUUACUUAUUUUACCUUUUAAACAUGAUGUAAUGAAUCAGCCAAUCAAAAAUAUAUUUAAAAAUGUAAGCAUU
Molecule: messenger RNA, 911 nt
Organism: Dicentrarchus labrax (European seabass)
Lineage: Eukaryota; Metazoa; Chordata; Actinopteri; Moronidae
Product: galactose-specific lectin nattectin-like
Exons: 8
Coding region: 238-732 (164 amino acids)
Source: RefSeq, a predicted model, not a curated record